CGGCCCUAGCAGAGAUGAUACAAUAUAAAUUAUACUCCUGCUGUUUUGGAAUCAUAAAGAUUCUGACAGCAUCUGUGCUAUACAGCACCUGUGCAUUAUACCAUAGCACUGAGCUCAUGUGCCUCAUUCACAUUGGGCUUCAGACUAUCUGAAAGACAUGGAGUGCUAAAUGCCAAUAACCAGGCCCUAUAGCUCCCCCUUCAUACUGUAAACAAGCAAUGCCUCCUUUUUAAAAUGUAUGUCGAUGAAAUACCCACAACUUCCUCAAAAGGGUGUAAAGUAGCUGUCAGACUGGAGCGUCAGGUUUCUGCUUGCCUGCUCACAGCACAGCCUGAAGAGGAUCAAACUGAACACUGCCGGGAGUCUGGCUCCAUAUCCACACUGGCCUAAAAAUCUGGAGAGGCACGUGCCGAAACACCUGGCAGAGCUGCACAGAGCAGGCCACUUCUGUUGAGUUUUAACCUACGGGAAUUAAAAUCAGAAAGAGGAAACAUGGGGGUUUGGUAGUUCAACAUGCUGAAUGGAAGGAGGAUCUGAGUGACAAGACCAGUAGAAUCAGCCUUCAACAUUUGUGGCCUGGUCUUCCUCCUCACCAAAUAUGUCACUGAAAUUACCCCGAACAUGGGACUUCAACAUGAAACCUGAUUUGGGCAAAAUAGUCCGAUCGGUCAGCGUGAUGUCCAGUGAGCAUUCGGCAUCGUCCGGUCGCCCUCAUCACCAGAAUUCCUUGGAAAAGCCGGUCAAGUGCGGAUGGUUGAAAAAACAGCAAAAGUCCUUCGUCAAAAACUGGCAACAGAAAUACUUUGUACUGAGAGGGCAGCAGCUGUGCUUCUAUAAGGACUUGGAUGAUGGAAAGGCACAGGGCUGUCUAUUCCUUCCCCGGAGCAAGGUCAGUGAGGUUUCCUAUAGUCCAGAGGAUACCAGCAAGUUUAUAUUUCAGGUUAUUCCAGCAACCUCCGUGGAGCAGAACAAACCCGUCCCAGAUCCUUACGUCCUGAUGGCAAACUCGCAGGCUGAGAUGGAAGAGUGGGUGAAGGCCAUUAAAAGAGCAGCAGGGUUACCAUCUGGAGCUGUGUUUGGCCAAUGCCUUGGGCACACUAUAGCCUAUGAAAAGAAAUAUGGAAGGCAUACAGUUCCUAUUUUAAUAGAGAAAUGUGCAGACUUUAUCAGAGAAAAAGGAUUGAAUGAAGAAGGAAUAUUCCGGCUCCCUGGUCAAGACAAUCUGGUGAAACAACUGAAGGAAGCUUUUGAUGCAGGGGAGAGGCCUUCAUUUAGCAGUGAUACAGACGUACACACAGUGGCAUCCUUAUUUAAACUAUACUUGCGGGAACUGCCUGAGCCAGUAAUACCUUGGCAACAGUAUGAGGAUUUUCUCUCCUGUGAGAAAACGAUAACCGUUGAUGAAGAAAAGGGGCAUGGAGAACUGAUGGACCAAAUUUCUAUCCUUCCAAAGGAGAACUGCAACCUGCUCUGUUUCAUUUGCAGGUUUCUUUUUGAGGUGCAGCAGCAUUCUAGUGUAAACAAGAUGAGCGUGGAUAAUUUGUCCAUGGUAAUCGGAGUGAACCUUCUUAAACCACAAACAGAGGAUCCGGAGGCCCUCAUGAGAGGUGCUCCUCAGAUCCAGAAGUUAAUGACAGUGAUGAUAAGCCACCAUGAGAAGUUUUUUCCUAAAACUAAUGACCUGCCUGAGGAACCAGCAACCCAGAAGAGUGACCCCAGGAAGGUGCAACUCCCACGCAGUUCGGUUGGAUGGGAUGCAGCUGAAGAAAUUGUGUCUCCCGGAGCAGAGCAGGCCAAAGUAAGACUGAAAGACACAUUUGGUUCCCGUGGCUCCUCCACAUCAGAAGAUGGAUUGGUAUCCUUAGAAGAUGAUGUCUCUUUGUUAAGUGACACAUCAGGGUCCUGGAAAGCGAUUCCAAGGAAAAGAACACAGACUCUGCCCAUAACAAACCUGCCGUCGAUGAGUAAACAUAUGGAUAGUAAUAUUAGUCCCAAAGGGGCACUGUUUGGUGGUGACUUUUGGUCUUCACCGUCCAAGACUUCAAUAAUGUCUUCUUCUCCCGGACACAAGAGGACCCUGUCAGAAGAGUUAGAACUUCACCGUAGAUCAACUUAUGAUAAUGCUUCAUUUUUACAAGGUGGAAGCGAUUGUUGCUCACUGCCUAGUAUAUCUUCCAUGAGCAGCAUGAACUCAGGAGAUCAUAAGGUUGCCCAAAAAAUGCAGAGUUUGAAAAAUGGUAUCAAUAGCCCUGGGGCUGAUGGUAAACAGGACAAUAGCCAGGAAAUGUCCCUCAAACUAAUGGAGCUGCAAAUGGAAAGGGAAAAAGAAAGGAAAGAGCUAGAAGAAAGGAUUCACAGCCUUGAGAAAGAAAACUAUGAAACGUGGAAAAAGGUGGUACAGUUACAUGAAGAUUUGGAGAAAGAAAAGAACAAGCAGAAGGCUCUGGAAAUUACUCUACAGAAUGUUGAGCGAUCUCGAGAUGAUGCAGAGAAGAGAAAUAAAAUCCUGGAACAGGAAAUCCAAGGUUUUGUGAGAGCCAUGGCCUUGUCAAGCACCAAGCCAGAAUAAACAUGCCAUAUCUGUCUUGUCUAUGCACAUAAACAGUUAGAAAAAUGGAUUAUAAUGGGGAAUUCCUAAGAGACUUCCUGCCCAUCAAGUUUUAAAGUUAAAGUUUUCCUACCAGUGGGCAGAACUAAAACUGGUCAAGCAGGUCAGUUUUUUGGGUCCUAGUAAAAUACAGUACAGGAUAGCCCUAAAUGAGUCAACAUUAUACUCCACCAUUAAGUGCACACUGUGCUUUUUUAUUUUUUGUGUCACUGGGGGAGAAACUCUUUCAUAAAGACGACACCCUCAGGCAAGAACAUACAUUCUGGAUUGCAGGAAUCGGUGUCUUUCUAAAUGGCAAAAGCACAAGGUGUUACACACAGAGGAAUAUUACACCAAUGUUCAUUAUUUCAGACUGUAGCCCUAUGAGUGUCUUUGCUUCAGAUAUCCUUUCAUUCUGUAUAUUCAUGGUCCAGUUCUGAAGACUUGCUACUCUGAUGUUUUACAAGACUGUAUUCUAAACACAUAAUCACAUAGUACUACAGCUAAGGAGGAACCUCAUAGGAUUUUUGCUUGGAUGAACUUUUAUAAGAACAAAUGGAAAAUAUGUAUUUGAUGACGGCCUUGUUACAGGCACAAAUAAUUGCACUUGAUACAAGGCCUGACUGCUUGACUCCUACAUGUGAAGAAUUACAUUUCUUAUUUGAGGUGUAUGUUCAUGGAUGUUCAUGGAUCAUAGUGUUCCCAGGCUUCAGAAUAUGUUAUCACUAUAGAAUAAUGCUUUAUUAUUAUAAUACCAUGGUAAAAGGCUUUUCUGGCUCCACCUCUUGCACACGGACUCGGGAACCAAUAUAUAUAGAAAGGGCCUAGCCUGGAACAUGUAGUGUUCUUCAUUUUCCCAAAUAAAUUAUUGCUAUUAUUUGCA
Molecule: messenger RNA, 3470 nt
Organism: Xenopus laevis (African clawed frog)
Lineage: Eukaryota; Metazoa; Chordata; Amphibia; Anura; Pipidae
Gene: arhgap25.S
Product: Rho GTPase activating protein 25 S homeolog
Exons: 11
Coding region: 599-2569 (656 amino acids)
Biological process (GO): phagocytosis, engulfment; actin filament organization; negative regulation of small GTPase mediated signal transduction
Cellular component (GO): phagocytic cup
Molecular function (GO): GTPase activator activity
Source: RefSeq, a predicted model, not a curated record